This is a messenger RNA of Solea senegalensis (Senegalese sole), 3022 nucleotides long. RefSeq names its product oxysterol binding protein-like 10b (gene osbpl10b). The transcript is spliced from 12 exons. Lineage: Eukaryota; Metazoa; Chordata; Actinopteri; Pleuronectiformes; Soleidae. Gene Ontology annotation, molecular function: cholesterol binding. Gene Ontology annotation, cellular component: intracellular membrane-bounded organelle; membrane; cytosol. The coding region runs from base 327 to 2645 and encodes 772 amino acids. The record is from RefSeq and is a predicted model, not a curated record.
GUAUCCCCUGCUGGGGGGAGUGACCAACCCGGGAUUUCCAAAAUAAAAAAACGCAAUAACGUCACAAAGAGAGAGAGAGAAAGUGAGACAGACAGAGAGAGAGAGAGGGAGCACCGCAGUGGAUUGGUCGGAAUAUCCCUCCUGUGUGUCAACAGUUAAGGAGCAGACUGGAGUAAGGCAACAUCACUGCAUCACUUUGUCAGAGCCUGUGUUCAUUCUUCUCUCCUCAGUCUGAAGCUGCCUGUGCAGAGGAAACGACUCAAGCAACAUCAACAUCAACAACAUCAACAACAAUAUCAACAGCAGCAGCAGCAGCAGCGGCAAACAUGAAUCGUUCCUCCUGGAGUCCCUGCAGGAGGCAGGAGCAGCGAGGAAGCGGCCAGCGGCCACACAGCAUGGAUGCUGCUCACCACGGAGGAGGAGGAAGAGGCUUCAGGACCACGGACAGCGGCGCAGGAUCCCCGCUCCACAAAGCAGCCCGCAGCAGGAGGCACCUGGAGGGAGUCCUGAAGAAAUACACCAACCUGCUCCACGGCUGGCAGAGCAGAUAUUUCGUGCUGGACCCAGAGGUCGGUCAACUCCAGUAUUAUCUAAACGAACUUAGUAAAAAUCAGCAUCCUCCCCGUGGGUCUCUGCCUCUUCUCGGCACAACAGUGGUUUCGAGCAAUGAGUUCCCUUACAUGUUUACUGUUCAGUCCACUGCUGGGGAUUUCUACAAACUCAGAGCACUGGACGCCCAGGAACAAGAGUUAUGGAUGACUCAGCUGCAGCUAUGCUCCCGACGCCACUCUGACAGCAGCACCAACAAGGAGACGAAUCAAGCUGAAGGGGAGCAGAAGAGCCUUGUCAACUCAAUGGAGACCCUGUCCCACCGAGGUGGACCCCUCUCUUCUCUGGAUGAGGAUCUACUUCUUUUAAAAGCUACAUCAGCCGCCACCUUGAGCUGCCUGGGGGAGUGUCUCAGUUUGCUGCAGCACAAUGUUGUCCAGGCCUUGAACCAGAACCAGAACCAGAACCACAUCCCUGUUCCCAGCCUCAGCCUCAGUUCACCUGGUGUGAAUAAGGCCUCUCCAACAGAGAGAGUAACUGUAAACCAGUUGGAGCCCGGUGGCCUUGAUUCCAGGAGACGGAGCCCAACUCCCAGCUUUAGUGAGAAUCGAAGCCCAACUCACAGCCUUAGUGAGAAACGGAGUCCGAAUCACAGCAACAUCGAUGGAAGACGAGGGAGUGGCCACAACCACAUUCGGAGCCAGAGUCAAGGCCAUGUACAUACAGAUAGCCCCACUGCACGGUCCAGAUCUCCAUUUGAGAAGCAGAUGAAAAAUGGCCCUCAAGUACCUCUCUCCUCUGCUGCCUGGCCUUCUUCCACUCAAACACAGAAAGACUCAGAGCAAGGACAAACCAGCAGCCCACACCUCCCAGAUUCCACUGACGAGACCACGGACACAGAGGACAAUGAGGAGGAGGACCUGGGAGUCCUGGAUGAUCAACGAAGCAUCAUCAUACACCUGCUGUCCCAGCUCAAACAUGGCAUGGAUCUGACACAGGUGGUGCUCCCUACCUUCAUCCUGGAAAAACGCUCCUUACUAGAGAUGUUUGCUAAUUUCAUGGCUCACCCUGACAUGUUCCUCUCUAUCACAUCUGGCUGCACACCAGAGGAGCGUAUGCUUCGCUUUGUUGAGUACUAUCUGACUGCCUUCCACGAGGGCCGGAAGGGCGCUGUGGCCAAAAAGCCCUAUAACCCUAUCCUGGGUGAGAACUUCCACUGUUCAUGGUAUGUGCCUCGGGACCGUGUCCGAUCUCUCAGGACCACCAACUGCACUGCUUCCAACUCCGCACCCACAGCCCCCUCCAACAUCCCCAGGUACUCCCAGAGGAGGACAGAUGGUGGCUGCGGCAGCGGCAGAACAUCAGACUGCUAUUGUGUUCGCUUUGUGGCUGAGCAGGUGUCCCACCAUCCACCUGUGUCAGGCUUCUACUGUGAGUGCAAGGAGAAAAAGAUGUGUGUCAACACUCACAUCUGGACAAAGAGCAAGUUCAUGGGCAUGUCUGUUGGAGUCUCCAUGGUCGGGGAAGGUGUGCUGUAUUUGUUGGAGCAUGAUGAGGAGUAUGUAUUCACACUCCCAUGUGCUUAUGCCCGCUCCAUUCUUACGGUGCCUUGGGUGGAACUUGGGGGGAAGGUCACUAUCAACUGUGCCAAGAGUGGGUAUUCAGCCUCCGUCACUUUCCAUACCAAACCCUUCUAUGGAGGGAAAGUACACAGAGUAACAGCAGAGGUGAAGCACAACCUGACAGGAAAUAUCAUAUGUAAGGCGCAGGGGGAGUGGAAUGGGAUUCUCGAGUUCACCUACAGCAAUGGAGAAAACAAGGUCAUUGAUACCUCCAAGUUGCCGGUCAUCAAGAAGAAGAUCCGGCCUUUACAGAAGCAAGGCCAGUAUGAAUCACGGCAUCUUUGGCAGCAUGUGACAUCAUCACUGAAGGCAGGAAAUAUGGACACAGCCACAGAACACAAACACUGGCUGGAGGAAAGGCAGCGGCGUGAUAGCAAACAGAGAGCUACUGACAAAACCCCCUGGACACCCAAGUAUUUUAUUAAAGAGGGUGAAGGCUGGGUCUACUACAACCCUCUCUGGAAAGCUCACUGACCAGCAGUCUUGGAAGCAGUUGUCCACCUGAAGACACCCAGUGGAGCAAUCAGGACAAAGAGAGACAGCGAGCGGUAAAACUCUCUGUGUACCACAACAAAAGGUGCCAAAGACUUCCGGAUGACAUGGAUCUUGUCAAAUUAGACACACAUUUGCUCACAGUGAGGUGAGCCUGAUCUCACAGGGGUACAGACACUUUUGAUAUACAGUAACACAUAAAAUGACCGAAUGGACCUUUUUGUUUCUGACAUUAGAAACAACACACUACUGUACACUGCUCCUCUAAUGUUUUUGUUGUUUGCACAAUGUACUAAACUAAAUGUCGGGCAUUAUAGUUUUGCUCAAUUCACUGUCAAAUAAACAACGAUGGGUCAGAA